CCCUCGCCAUGGCAUGAACAAUGGCAACCAUCAAGGCCAUCGAGGCCCGUUCGGUCCACCAAAUCCAAUCCGGCCAGGUCAUUGUCGAUCUGUGCUCUGUCGCGAAGGAGCUUGUUGAGAAUAGCGUUGAUGCUGGUGCUACGUCUAUAGAGGUCCGGUUUAAGAAUAAUGGGCUCGAUUCGAUCGAGGUGCAGGAUAAUGGGGGUGGGAUCGCGCCGGAGAAUUACGAGAAUCUUGCAUUAAAGCACUACACCUCCAAACUCUCCUCCUACGAUGAUCUCUCCCGACUCCAAACAUUCGGCUUCCGAGGCGAAGCCCUCUCGUCAUUGUGCGCACUCGGCGAUUUCCACGUCAUCACCGCGCAAGCACACCAAGCUCCCAAAGCCAACCGUCUCGAGUUCGAAACUUCAGGGAAGUUGAAGAAGACACAGAUAGUCGCAGGCCAGAAGGGCACGACAGUCUCCGUGGCGGGACUAUUCAAGAAGCUGCCCGUGCGGCGUCGCGAGCUGGAGAAGAACAUCAAGCGCGAAUAUGGCAAGGUGUUGAAUCUUCUGCAUGCGUACGCAUGUAUCAUGACGGGCGUGCGGUUCACCGUUAAGAACUCGACGGGCAAGACUAAGAAUGUCGUGGUGUUUUCGACGAAAGGGAAUCAGACGACUAAGGAGAAUAUCGCCAAUGUCUACGGUGCCAAGACGCUGCUGGCGCUGAUUCCGCUGGACCUGGAACUGGAGUUUGAGCCUUCUGCUGCACCGCUGCAUCGCACGACUGGCGCGGGUGCGAGUGCGGGAGAGUCGAACACGCUUGCGGUCCGGGGGCACGUCUCUCGACCGGUCUUCGGAGAGGGUCGGCAGACGCCCGAUCGACAGAUGUUCUUCGUGAACUCUCGUCCUUGUGGACUGCCGCAGAUCGCCAAGGCGUUCAACGAGGUGUACAAGUCUUUCAAUGUCUCGCAGUCGCCGUUCGUCUUUGCCGAUUUCCAUAUGGAUACGAGUGCCUACGACGUUAACGUGUCUCCGGAUAAGCGAACGGUUCUGCUGCAUGAUGCGGGCGCGUUGAUCGAGUCGCUCAAGACCUCGCUUACGCAGCUGUUUGAGUCGGCGGAUCAGACUGUGCCUCAGUCGCAAGUUCAGACUGCUAAGUCGCGGUCACUGCCAUUGCAGCGAAGCAUAUCCAGCAUGGCUUUGUCUAGCGAUAAUGAUGUAGCCAGGGAGAGCGACACGGCUAGAGAUACAGAAGCGGAAAGUAGCCAACCCGCUACCCAAGACAAAGCGGAUAAUGUCACCGGCAGUGGCCCAGCAGACGCGCCAUCCUCGUCUGUCAAAAUAUCGUCAUUCUCACGGGACGGGCCUUCAUCCCCGAUAGCCCAUUCUUCUCAAGCUCGGGAACAAUCACCCGACGAGGACAACGAACUCUUCGUGCCAGAAAACACCUCUCCACACAUCAGAAAAUCCGCAUUGGAGUCCUCCCAAGGCACAGAACAUGAACCCGACACCCAAAUGAGCAUCGACGGUCCCACCCCCCAAAGCAGUGCCACGCAGGAAGUGCACUCUCCCGAAGAGACCCCCAAUACUAUACAAAACGCAUUCGACCGAAUGCGGCCCAGACGGGCACCGGCUGAGAUGGCCACCAUCACGAUCGGGAAUAGGACAGUUACGUCCAUGGUGGGAAGCGGUCCAGUUCGCAAACGGGAUGCUGAUGAUUUUGGCGUCUCUGGUGGUUCUGGUUCUUCGAGUCGGAAACGACGGAUUCAUACACCUUCUCGUCCUAGUAUCUUUGGGAAGCAUAUGAGGGGGUUUGUGGCCCCGGGGGCGAGGUUAGAGGAUUCUGAUGAUGAGGGGGAGGAGGAGGUCGAGGAAGAAGAAGCCGAGGAGGCCGAAGAAGAAGAGGAAUACGGGGAAGAGGAGGAAGAAGAGGAAGUUGGGGAAGAGGGACAAGAACAGGAAGAGAGUGAGCAAGAACAAGAGGAACCAGAAGCCAGCCAACCGGCCAAGCAUGCCCUUGGUAAAGCAUCUCAAGCGACUUCUGAUCACGAAAGCGACCGUUCCUACGACGCUGCUGAUGAUAUAUCUGAAGUGGAUGAUGCUGGGACAUCUCCAGACCCCCAUACACCAACCGGAAAGAGCAUGACUGACGAGGAGAAAAAGAAGCACGAGGAAGCUGAAGUCCAACGACUGAUCCAAGAGGCAGAAGCUAAAGCUGCCGUUCCAGAGGAAAGCAAUAUCAACCGAGCGAACAAAAUGAACAAAGGAGCUGCUCACCGAGAUGCGACAGUCCAGCUGGUAACCACCAUCGACGGGUCGAUCUCCAAUAUCCAGUCUCGGGCACAGAAGCACCAGGAGCACAUGCGUCUCUUUUCCGCUGCGCCCGCCGCUGGCUCUGACGAGGACGCAGCUGCAACAUCCCACGGGACAGCGGAAGAGCGCCUUUCGCUAACAGUCACCAAAGACGAUUUCGCAAACAUGCAAAUCAUCGGCCAAUUCAACCUUGGCUUCAUCCUAGCGACUCGACCCUCAGAUCCAUCGCAGCCAGGACCAUCCAACUCCAAAGACGAACUCUUCAUCAUCGACCAGCACGCCUCAGACGAAAAGUUCAACUUCGAGCGUCUACAGUCCGAAACCAUCGUCCAGAAUCAGCGUCUGGUGCAACCAAAACGGCUCGAUCUCACCGCCGUGGAGGAAGAAAUCGUCAUUGAGAAUCAGUCUGCCCUAGAGAAGAACGGCUUCAUCGUGGAAGUCGACGACAGCGGAGACGAGCCCAUCGGCCGCCGCUGCAAGCUUCUAUCACUGCCACUGAGCAAGGAGGUCGUCUUCGGGGUGCGAGACCUCGAAGAGCUCAUUGUGCUUCUAUCCGAAACGCCUGCAGCGGGCAGCAGUCACUCGGGAUCCACCUCAUACGUCCCUCGGCCGACAAAAGUACGCAAAAUGUUCGCCAUGCGCGCUUGUCGGUCGAGCAUCAUGAUCGGGAAAAACCUGACGGAGAAACAGAUGGUCAAGGUGGUGCGGAAUAUGGGGACGAUCGAUAAGCCGUGGAACUGUCCGCACGGUCGACCGACUAUGAGACAUCUGAUGAGUUUGGGGCAGUGGGAUGAGUGGGAUGAGUUUGGGGGCGGUCUUGAAGACGGCGAUCAGACUCCUGUCGACCGAUUAGGGAUUUGGCGGGAUUAUUUGGGAGAGAUGGGACAGUACAGCGAGGAAGAAGUUGACGAGGAAGAUGGUGAUGCGAUGGAAAGCUGAGCUGGCGCAGCUUUGGGAUACGACUUGCCAUAUUUCGAUAUUUACAUAUACCAUUUACAACCU
Molecule: messenger RNA, 3296 nt
Organism: Aspergillus campestris IBT 28561
Lineage: Eukaryota; Fungi; Ascomycota; Eurotiomycetes; Eurotiales; Aspergillaceae
Product: ATP-binding mismatch repair protein PMS1
Exons: 4
Coding region: 21-3233 (1070 amino acids)
Biological process (GO): mismatch repair
Cellular component (GO): MutLalpha complex
Molecular function (GO): mismatched DNA binding; ATP-dependent DNA damage sensor activity; ATP binding
Source: RefSeq, a predicted model, not a curated record